AUAAAAAACCUUAACUUGCAAACAUACACUAAUAUUUUAACAUCAAGACAUUACAAAAAAAAAAAAAAAAUCUUAUAUAUAUAAAGAAAACAUAAAGACAAGUAUCAGUUAUCAGCUUGCACGAAUAAUAGCCAUGUCUCGUGUCCUCCUUUUGUUCAUCUUUUCUUUGUCGGUUUUGGUUGGAUCAAUCAAUGGACGAUCAUGUGGAUCAUCGACGCCCACUUCAGAGGAUAUGUACCAAAAACAGAUGGAAAGAGCCGACGAAUCAGCAGAUCGAAUGGGAAGGAUUGGUUUGGAGUGUGAACCCCAAGGGUACACAGGUGGUUCAGGCAACACGAACUACUCUGUUGGUGCUACCAUUCUCGGGUUCUUCAUUCUUUUCUUUAUUUUUGGUGCCCCCAUUGUGAUCUGUCUCGCCUGUAUCCGGAGGCAAAAGGCUAUAAACGCAGCCAAUCUCAAUAAUGUUUCUAGUCAAGUGGUGGGAGCUCAUGUGGCUCAUGGAACUGAUCUCAAGUCAUAUCCGGGAACCAACACCGUCCAAAAGGGAGAUCCCAAUUACCAAGUUUGAUCCAUCACAAGUAUGGAUAAACGACAUUUUUCGUUUAUCAUGCUAAUUGUGUGUUUACAUGCUACAUAAUUUUUUUUUGGUUUGGUUGAAUUUUAUCUCGUCAGUCUAUUUUGUUUGCAUUGUUUUCUAUAUAAGAAUAAAUUGGAGGUUUUUUUUUUUUAAUUUUGGUCUCAAAAUUAAUCAACCAAAAAAACUACAAACCCCCAUGGAGAAAACAAUGCGUUUAAUCACUUCAAGGCGAUAUCAAAUUAUCAACCAUGAUAAAAAGAAACAAAUUUUCAAUUCACACGAAGCAACAAAGAUAUAUACAUUCUUAGGUUAACUCAAAACUUGGAAGAAAGACAAUUCUACUACAAGCUAAUUAACUAUUACAAUAUGGAAGUCACUGAUUGGCGAAAAAAAAAAAAUUCACUGAUUUUAUUCAUGAGCUAUAUAUGUCUUAGUUAUAAGGUAAGGGUAAGAGAAAUAAACUAGGAGUGAUUUGUCCAAAAAAAAAAAAAAAACUAAU
Arabidopsis lyrata subsp. lyrata is the source of this 1076-nucleotide messenger RNA. RefSeq lists its product as uncharacterized. The transcript is spliced from 3 exons. Bases 134 to 568 code for a protein of 144 amino acids. The record is from RefSeq and is a predicted model, not a curated record. Lineage: Eukaryota; Viridiplantae; Streptophyta; Magnoliopsida; Brassicales; Brassicaceae.